AUUGAAAAUUCAAGAAAUUUUUCUUCAUUUUCGGAAAUUUCUCUCCAAUGACAUUCAUUUGCAAGUUUUGCGAAUCAACCGAAUUUAAUAUCGUCGAUGGUUGGUAUUACUGUACCGACUGCCAUCGUCAAAAUGAGCAAGAAGUCGAGUUUGAUGUCUUCAAUUUUGGCGCCGACACUGCUGCACGGAAGACAAAAAUCCAAGAAACAGCAACGAGUGUUCAUAAUUUCGCCGAUAAAACCGAAUUGACGACAUGGGAAGCCUUCAACUUCAUCUUACACGGACUUGUCGAAGAGUUGAUCGCAAUUGGCGUGAAUCCUCAAGUGAAAUUGACUGUUUUUCAAAUGUGGGCUCAUUACCUGAGGACAACUGAAGUUGCUUUUUUCAAUAAAAAAGAACCUGUUUUGCCGAGAUUGCCUCCAAUUUUUACUAAAAGAGAUGCAGAUAUUUUGUAUAAUCAUCAACGUCGUAUCAGAAAAAGACGAAGAUCGGGAAGUAUAGUCGAAAGUACAGACACUCCUCCGUCAACAAAUCGUGCGAAACGUCGAAAAAUCACGCGUCUCGUCGAUCAAUCCCAAUUUUCAGAGCACUUGUCUGAACUGAAUGACUCAAAAACGGACAUAAAUAAAACUCUGACGAGCUUAGCUGAUGUCAGUGUAUCGGAAAUUCGUACAAUCGCAGGCAGCAGUGAAUUCGGAGGCACCGGAUCAAAUCGUUCUUCAUUAGCAAUUGAAUUUUCGACCUACGCUCGAAGCAUUUUCAAGACCAAAGUACCCAAAUCUCACAUUUCCAAGCAUUCCGAGGAUUUUGAGGGCGACUUAAAGUGUCAUGUGAUCAAAACAAAUGACCUUGGAAGAGACAGAUUCAAACUUUUGUCACGAAAAACGCUUUUUUCGAUACUUUACUGUGCCUUAAACUACCACAAAGAGCCUUUGGAGAUCGGAGAUUUGAUCAGAUUUUGUCGCGAAGGCCAUUUAUCGUACAAUUGCGCGCGAAAAUUCAUCCCGCGGAACUUGAGUGACGAGGAAAUCGACAAACUUAAUACCAAAUAUACGCUUUCUCGCGUAAAUGAAGUUGCUGUGCACAGCGGAUGGCGAGAAUUCAUCUGUGAGAUGGCGAAUUUUAUGAAAAUCGAGCUCGAACAACCGGAUUUGUUCGCUUUGAGUCAUCGAUACGUCGAGGAUUUGUGUUUGCCUGACAUUAUUUCGACAUAUACCGAAAGAAUUCUCGCUUUUUGUCCCUCGUACGAGUCAGAAGCGAAAGUUAAUGGCAUUCCCGUGUUCGAAGGACGUGCAAUGGCGUGCAUUUUAUUCGUUUUGAAGCUGCUUUUUGGUCUUGACGAUGCCACAGAAUACGAAAUUUCAGAAUCGAGCAAAAAAAUCAACAAAAAACUCGAAAUGCAUGAAAAAAAGUUCAAAUUAUUCGUUUUUAGUGAAUGGAUGGAGUACAUCGUGGCACGACAAAUGCUAAUUGAACAACUACAUCCACCGAAUUUUACAAGAACUUCAAGAACAAACACGGAGCGAUAUUUACAACACAUUUUUGUCAAGUCCCAACAACUUUGUGUCGACGAUCAAAGCAUUUCUGACGAAAUUGCCGUGAAAAAUGCCAAAAACUCAAACUCCAAAGUCAAUCAACGCAAGAAUACAUUGCUUCAUUUCGCAAAAUACAUCAACGAAGUCGAAAAAUCACGAGAUCCGCAACUAAUUGAAGCGAAUUUAGUGAAAUUUCCCCCAUCUCUCAUCCCAAAUCUCACGUAUUUGGAAAUGAUUCGCGAGAAACACGCCGAAAAAGUUCAAAUUCCGCCGUGUUUAUUGAUCGAUCACUCAAAACGAGACCUAAAAUCGCUACUUGACCCGUUAGAGCUGCACAAAGAACUGCUACAAACACGAACAAAACUCGAAAUUGAGGAAAGUUGCAUCAAUAAUCAAAUAAAAUUCAAACGAUGGACCAUCCAAACCCAUGAAAAAGAGUCUUUUUUGCAUUAUAACGCCGUAGAUUUCCGAAUUUCUGACUCUGAAUGGAUAGAAAAACUCAAAAAACGUGAAGAACGGUACGACAGGAGACUAAAAAAGGAUGAAAACAGAACCCACAAACGAAGAUUCGCGAAAUUUCAACAGAAAAAGGACUUGAGAAGGCAAAAACCUUUCACUGAAUCAACAAUUUUUGGUCCAGAAGAGCCUUGUGAGCUUCCGGAAAUUAAUUCAGCAGAUUUUGACGAGACAAUUACGUUAAAAGUCCCUCAUUUUUACUAUUGGAAUAACUUUUAUCACUCAGAAAAGUCUGAAUUUACCGUAGAUACCAAAAUUUUCAAAGAAACUGAACGAGAUUUGCCGAAAACAUUUCUUUGGUUACUCGAAUAUUGCGCCCAAAUGAUCGAAAUUUCACCGAUGGAGCUUUAUUCGCAAUUAUUAAUUGUUGAAAAUCAAUUUUUGUUUGCUAUGAAGCCCAUGUCGAAGAUAAAAGACAAGAUACGGUAUCGGUCAAAGCAGGAAUUGCCGAAAAAAAUGUCGAAAAUUAUUCAAAAUGUGCGAAAAUAUUGGUAAUAAAGCGAAAAUUUAAUGUAACUACUAAAAAAUUUUAUGAUUUUGCAACGACUAGAUGAGAAAUUU
Molecule: messenger RNA, 2612 nt
Organism: Culicoides brevitarsis
Lineage: Eukaryota; Metazoa; Arthropoda; Insecta; Diptera; Ceratopogonidae
Product: TATA box-binding protein-associated factor RNA polymerase I subunit B-like
Exons: 2
Coding region: 48-2546 (832 amino acids)
Biological process (GO): nucleolar large rRNA transcription by RNA polymerase I; RNA polymerase I preinitiation complex assembly
Cellular component (GO): RNA polymerase transcription factor SL1 complex; RNA polymerase I core factor complex
Molecular function (GO): RNA polymerase I core promoter sequence-specific DNA binding
Source: RefSeq, a predicted model, not a curated record